Molecule: messenger RNA, 1713 nt
Organism: Oldenlandia corymbosa var. corymbosa
Lineage: Eukaryota; Viridiplantae; Streptophyta; Magnoliopsida; Gentianales; Rubiaceae
Source: the annotation of a GenBank genome assembly
AUGACGAUCGUUAUAUCCUCAAAGCCAUGUUUUACACAAAGAAACUCAUCAGCAGUUCAGCACAGAACAGAUUUAUUUGCUACUCUGCCAAAGAAAAUACAGAAUGCAAAAUGGAUGAACUGUAAUUUCCCAUCACAGCAAUACUCGAUUCAAAGUGUUCAAUCAAAGGCAACUGAAGUUGUUUCCACCCCAGAUGAAGCAAAACUAAUCAGUAGCUAUGUUCCAGUUUAUGUAAUGCUCCAGCUGGAUGUUAUUAGUAUAGACAACGUUUUAUCGAAUCGAGCAAAGCUGGAGAAGCAGCUAGUGAAGCUCAGGGGAGCAGAAGUUGAUGGUAUAAUGGUUGAUGUGUGGUGGGGAAUUGUAGAAUCAAAGGGACCAAAACAAUAUGAUUGGUCUGCUUACAGGGAUCUGUUUCAACUGGUUCGAAGCUAUAAACUCCGGAUUCAGGCGAUCAUGUCGUUUCACCAAUGUGGUGGCAAUGUAGGAGAUGAUGUUUUUAUACCACUUCCAGCUCGGGUGCUUGAGAUUGGAGAUGAGGACCCUGAUAUUUACUACACCAAUAGAUCAGGAAACAGGAACAGAGAAUGCCUUUCACUUGGUGUAGACAAUUUACCCCUCUUCCAAGGUCGGACCGCCAUCCAGAUCUACAGUGACUAUAUGAACAGCUUCAGAGAAAACAUGGCUGACUUUUUGGAUACCGGAACUAUCGUAGAGAUUGAGGUGGGUCUAGGACCUGCUGGAGAGCUGCGAUAUCCAUCAUAUGUAGAAACUCAAGGAUGGAAAUUUCCUGGAACUGGAGAAUUUCAGUGCUAUGACAAGUACUUGAGAGCAGACUUUGAAGAGGCUGCAAAAAUGGCAGGCCAUCCUGAGUGGACAAUGCCAGACAAUGCAGGAAACUACAAUGACACGCCGGAAAGAACAGGGUUCUUUGGAGCAGACAAAACAUAUGUCUCAGAACAAGGGAAGUUCUUCUUAGUCUGGUAUUCUAACAAGUUAUUGAUCCAUGGAGAUCAGAUCCUUGAAGAAGCCAACAAAAUUUUUGUGGGAUGCAAAGUCAAGCUGGCUACAAAAGUCUCUGGGAUCCAUUGGUGGUACAAUGAUGAAACUCAUGCUGCAGAGUUAACAGCAGGAUACUACAAUGUCGAAAAUAGGGAUGGAUACAGACCGAUUGCCAGGAUGUUGUCAAGACAUUAUGCUUGCUUAAAUUUCACAUGCCUAGAGAUGCGAGAUUCUGAACAUCCGGCCAAAGCGAAGAGCGGACCUCAGAAACUAGUUCAACAAGUUCUGAGUGCUGGCUGGAGAGAAAACAUUGAUGUUGCCGGCGAAAAUGCGCUGUCAAGAUACGACCGUAACUGCUACAACCAAAUCCUUCUUAAUUCCAGGCCAAAUGGUGUCAACAAUCUGAUCAGAACAAAGAAUUUGAAGCUGUCUGGAUUCACUUACCUUCGAUUAUCAGAUGAACUGUUGGGAUGGAAGAACUUCAGGGUGUUUACAUCUUUUGUGAAGAAAAUGCAUGCUGAUCAGGUCCAUGAUCCAGGAUACAUCAGCUUGCAACCUCUAAAGCCAUCAAAACCGAAGGUUUCGAUCAAUUUUCUUCUGGAAGCAACUGAACCCAUUGAGCCAUUUCACUGGGAAGAAGAAACAGAUAUGAGUAUUGGUGGCACAGUUUUUGAUCUUUUGGACAGCCUCUUAGAACUAUUUUUCCUAGGAUAA